AGAGACGAAGGUUCAGAUAUUUUUUAUUACAGAAAACUGAACGGAUCACUAGUUUGGAAUUAAAUGUGGCCGUCGUGACUAUUACCCUUUCUCUCCACUCCAUGCAGUUUCUCAGAGAUUUGAGGACAGAGCCAUCCAUCGUAACCACACAACAUGAAGUUUUUCUUGUGAAGGUGUUAACCUGUCAAAGCAACAAUUUCAGGAUCAACACUUCCAAGAUAAAAAACAUCCUUGGAAUGCAAUCGAAUGCAUUUUCAAUCGAGCUACGGAUCUCUCUUUUUCACCUUUCUUUAAAUGAUCUCGUGUACGUCCAUGUGAAUGUGGGUGUAUUCACGAGGACACCCUUAUUUAUACCCUAUCCCGUCUGGUGUGGAUGGAACUCUUCAGCGGAUGGAUGGCGGAGCAACUGUAGAUGCCUGGCUGUAUUUCCCAGGCACAAAGGCGUUAAUGUAACGGUGGAGAAUUCACGAUGGGGGAAUCUUCAUGAUGCAUUAGUGUUCAAGAAAAAUCCCGAAAUCCCCCUCAACUUUUUAUAAGCCUCUCUCUUGCUGCUGUUGUAUCUAGCUACUUCAGGGGUCUGCCUGUCGCUGCUGUUGGAAGAAGAAGAAGAAACGAAAAAAGAAAAGCAGUCAACAGGAUUUUGGCUCAUGUUAUCUGUUGCUUUCCACUUGAGCUUUUGUUUCAUUUCUUAAUAAUAACGUUUCCUUAUGGAUGGCUGCUGCUGCUUCUCUUCGCUCUGCUUAUUUUUCACAUAGCCAGGGCCCUAAUCACUUUUCCUACAAAUAGAGUUUUGUUUAUUUGAUAAACAUACCUGCAUCUCUCUCUCUCUCUCUCUCUCUCUGGCGUGCUCUUUGAUCCACUUCCUUAGUCUCUCUCUCUCUCUAUAGCGAGCAAAGAACGUGAGAGAGAGCUGCUGGGGCCAUUGUGUGCGCAGUGAAUUAGUUCGUGAAUAAAUGACAUCCAAUUAGUGGUUUCUCUUUAUUAUUACCGCGUCCCACGCUCUUACUCUCUCUCUCUCUGUCUCCUUAGACCCUGUUGAAUCCUUUUGUACGUAUUCCUGAUCACUGCAAUUCAAUUUUCUCCGGAAUUUAACUUUAACGAUCCCCUCUUGUUCAUGGCAAGAUAAUAAAACGCGUGCUAGGUUGCUGGCUAUCACGUAUAAACU
Daphnia pulicaria is the source of this 1165-nucleotide messenger RNA. RefSeq lists its product as uncharacterized. NCBI's taxonomy places the organism in Eukaryota, Metazoa, Arthropoda, Branchiopoda, Diplostraca, Daphniidae. Bases 102 to 536 code for a protein of 144 amino acids. The record is from RefSeq and is a predicted model, not a curated record. The transcript has 4 exons.